Messenger RNA from Hyphopichia burtonii NRRL Y-1933, 1062 nucleotides. It is a transcript of the gene SIZ1, whose product is annotated as SUMO ligase. The record is from RefSeq and is a predicted model, not a curated record. Lineage: Eukaryota; Fungi; Ascomycota; Pichiomycetes; Serinales; Debaryomycetaceae. The annotation marks the transcript as partial. The transcript has a single exon. Gene Ontology annotation, molecular function: SUMO ligase activity; zinc ion binding. Gene Ontology annotation, biological process: protein sumoylation.
AUGGCCUUGAAGGUAGUCAAUGGGGUAGACAUUCCAGAUUAUAAUCAACUAACUCAAGCCUUAAAAACUGGCGCAUUUAACUAUACAAAUAUUCCCAAUCAAUAUUCGAAUAAUCCACCUACUAGUCAUCGUAAUACCCAAUCACAAUCACAGCCAACUGAAAAGCCUAAGAAAGCAUCUUCUUCCAAGUUUACAGGUCCUGUAUUACUAUUCAAGCCAAGCCCAUUUUACACCCAGAAAAGAUUAAUUCGAAUAGACCCAAAUUACGUUAACCCAUGCGUGCCAAAAUCUCAAAGAAGCACAUUCGAAUCCUCCUUUGUACUUACCAGUGAAGAACAGGCGAUUCUAAGAUCAAAACCAUCGAUGAAACUUUACUUCUUUUCCGGUAUGACUACACAGAGCAAUUCCGAUAUUGAUGUUCAGUGGCCUCCUCAGCUUGAAAUACGCUGUAAUGGGAACGUCAUUAAAAAUAGUGUAAAGGGGUUCAAAAACACAGUGGGUACCGAUUCUCCAGCCGAUUUAACGCCUCUCAUUCACUCUGGAUCUAAAACUAACAAUAUAUCCAUGCUUUACAAUGGUGCAACCGAAGGUUUUCUAACGUAUCUCUAUAUCGUUGAAACAAGAAAACCCGAAGACAUAUUACAGACUGUCCUUAAACAUCCACAUAUCCACAAAAGUAGUACGGUGUCAGAAAUCAAGAAAAGUUACCAGGAUGCCGAUGGUGAUGAUUUGGUCAUAGCUCAUUCUUCAUUGCCCUUGAAAUGCCCUCUUAUAUAUAAGAGACCAAAUUUUCCGUCCAAAGGUAUAUUUUGUCAACAUUUGCAAUGUUUUGAUUGUCUUUCCUACUUGCAACUUCAAGCAACCAUUCCCUCGUGGAAAUGUAUUAUAUGCUCGCGUCCAUUACACCUAAAAGAUUUAGCCAUUAGUGAUUAUCUAAUGGAAAUUUUACAAAAAACUUCCGAGGAUGUGGAACAAGUUGAUUUGAAACCUGAUGGCUCCUGGGAAGCAAUUCAUGAAGGAGAUGAAGAUACCCAACAUAAAAGCUCGAAUGAAAAUAAAGCU